UCAAAAACUAUCCAUUCCGGAAAAAGUUUUCUCAAUUCACUAUGUAUAUAUCUAUACCCAAUGCCAGGGCUCUCACCCUCGCAAUUCUCUCAACUCUUACUAUCUUAAGAGUCCUUUGAGAGACAGAGAGUGCGAAGAGCGUGAUUUGGUAUUGGAGAAACAAAGAUGGACUCAUCAAAGAAGAUCAAGCUGAUCAGUUCCGACGGAGAGUUGUUUGAGGUGGACGAGACGGUGGCGAUGGAGGCCCGGACAAUCAAGCAUAUGAUUGAGGACGGUGUCUCCGAAGGAGGAAUCCCUAUUCCUAACGUCACAAGCAAUGUUCUGGCCAAGGUUAUCGAAUACUGCAAGACCCACGUCGAGUCCAAGUCCGCUGAUGGUCCUGGUAGCCUCUCCGAUGGUGAACUUAAGGCCUGGGACAAAGAGUUCAUGAAAGUCGACCAUUGCACAAUCUUCCAUCUCAUACUGGCUGCAAAUUUUCUGGAGAUAAAGGGGCUGCUGGAACUUUCUUGCCAGACAGUGGCUAAUAUGAUCAAGGGAAAGACUCCAGAGGAGAUCAGGAAGAAUUUCAACAUCAAGAAUGAUUUUACGGAGGAAGAGGAGGCGGAGAUUCGCAGGGAGAACCAAUGGGCAUUCGAAUGAAAUUCUUGAUAGUUAAUAGUGAUGAAGUUCUUACCUCCCACAAUUUACUUCCUAAUCUUCUGUAGCUGGGUUUUUUUUUUUUUUGAUUAGGAAUCAGUUCAACUUAGUAAAGAUUUCUUCUUUAGUUGAAAUUCCCAUCAU
Tripterygium wilfordii is the source of this 780-nucleotide messenger RNA. RefSeq names its product SKP1-like protein 1A. Gene Ontology annotation, molecular function: cullin family protein binding. The record is from RefSeq and is a predicted model, not a curated record. Gene Ontology annotation, cellular component: nucleus; cytoplasm. Lineage: Eukaryota; Viridiplantae; Streptophyta; Magnoliopsida; Celastrales; Celastraceae. The transcript is spliced from 2 exons. Gene Ontology annotation, biological process: SCF-dependent proteasomal ubiquitin-dependent protein catabolic process. The coding region runs from base 166 to 639 and encodes 157 amino acids.